Messenger RNA from Conger conger (European conger), 5194 nucleotides. RefSeq names its product ubiquitin specific peptidase 42 (gene usp42). Gene Ontology annotation, cellular component: cytosol; nucleus. The coding region runs from base 137 to 3865 and encodes 1242 amino acids. The transcript has 20 exons. Gene Ontology annotation, molecular function: cysteine-type endopeptidase activity; cysteine-type deubiquitinase activity. Gene Ontology annotation, biological process: protein deubiquitination; regulation of apoptotic process. Lineage: Eukaryota; Metazoa; Chordata; Actinopteri; Anguilliformes; Congridae. The record is from RefSeq and is a predicted model, not a curated record.
AACGGCUCAAAGUAAAUACCCGGAUGUACCGUGAGGAAUGUACGUCAUUGUUCACCGCCGGACGCCCGCUGGAUAAGGGGAUGGACAGAAACAGCUACAAUAACUGAUAGAUUUGCAAAAAUAACAGCAAUGAACGAUGACCAUAGUUGACAAACCAUCAGAGAAGUCUGACCCUGAGUCAGAUCGGCCCAAGCGCUCUGGUUCAUUAACCCCAUUCACCUCUGGAGAUAUGGAUGGCAGCUCUACCAGCUGGGGCAUUGGAUCCUCACCCUCUGACACCCCAAAAACCAAAACCUCCUAUGUGGGCCCCACCCCUGGUGCUGCUGUGUACAGCAACAGUGUAACUGUCACGGGAGAGAGGCCCAAGGAGCAAAUGGUGAUGACCAGUGGAGAUGGCAUCGCUGUCCCCCAGAAAGUUCUUUUUCCGGCAGAGCGACUCAAUCUAAAAUGGAACCAAGUCCACCGUGUUGGAGCUGGACUCCAGAACCUCGGCAACACUUGCUUCCUCAACUCUGCCCUCCAGUGUCUCACUUACACACCCCCCCUCGCCAACUACCUGCUGUCCCGGGAGCAUUCAAAGACAUGUCAUGAGCCUGGAUUCUGUAUGAUGUGCACCAUGCAGAAUCACAUCACCCAGGUCUUCGCUAACUCUGGAAAUGUCAUCAAACCCAUUGGUGUUCUUAAUGAACUAAAACGGAUUGCAACACAUUUUCGCUUUGGGAGCCAAGAGGAUGCCCAUGAGUUCCUCCGGUACACAGUGGAAGCUAUGCAAAAGUCUUGCCUGUCUGGAAACAAAUUGGACAGGCAUACACAGGCAACAACACUAAUACAUCAAGUCUUUGGAGGCUACCUAAGGUCUAGAGUAAAAUGUAUGAACUGCAAAGCUGUGUCUGACACGUAUGAUCCAUACUUGGAUGUUGCCUUGGAAAUUAAGACUGCACAGAACAUCACCAAAGCUCUAGAACAGUUUGUGAAACCUGAACAACUAGAUGGAGAGAAUGCCUACAAGUGUACCAAGUGCAAGAAAAUGGUUCCAGCCUCAAAAAGAUUUACGAUUCACCGAAGCUCCAACGUGUUGACCCUUUCACUCAGUCGUUUUGCAAACUACAAUGGAGCGAAAAUCGCGAAGGAUGUGAGGUAUCCCGAGUGCCUGGACAUGCGGCCCUUUAUGUCGCAGUCUCACGGGGAACCCCUGGUCUACCUCCUGUACGCUGUGCUGGUUCACUCCGGCUUCAGCUGCCACGCUGGACACUACUAUUGCUUUGUGAAGGCCAGCAAUGGCCAGUGGUAUGAGAUGAACGACGCCUCAGUGUCUGUCAGUGAUGUUCGAUCUGUCCUCAACCAGCAAGCUUACGUUCUCUUUUACAUCAGGUCGCCAGAUGCGAAAAACGGGUGGGACUACAACCACUCCGGCCGCGCUCCUGGCCAGUCCUCCCCACGGCCCAUCCUGAGCCCCCGCCCGGCUGGCCCCCGACACAUCUCCACCGGCUUCAUCGGGCCACAGCUCCCGGCUCACAUGAACAAGAAACCCCCUCACAUCAAUGGGAAUGGCUCCUUAAAGGAGCUGUCAUGUGGCUCCAAGCCUAGCAGCAGCAGCAGCAGCAGUAGCAGCAGUGUUGGCAGGGCGGGGCCCAGUCUCUCCUCCUGCUCCAGCGUUCCACAGCUCAUCAGCCGUCCCACUGGCAUCCCCGAGCCGGCCAAGAGGCAGAAGCUGUCCUUCCCCAUCGGUCAGGGGAAGACGGUCCGACCCCUGCAGGCCCAGCCCUCCCUUCAAAGCAACCCCAGCUGCUCUCAGUCACUUUCCUCUAUCUCGCACCCCCAGCCUUCCUCUUCAUCCGCCUCCUCGUCUUCCUCCUCCUCCUCCUCCUCCUCCACCCCCUCAAAGUCUACCUCAGAAAACCGGGCGGUGCUGGUGUCUCGCCCAGACGUCCCCCCUGUCCCCAGGCCCCCCCGUGUCAACGGCACGCCCCUCAACCACUGCGCCACUUUCCUGGUGCCCUACGGCCAGGAGUCCUCCGAGGAGUCCGACCAGGAGGGCGGUGUCCUGGAGAACGGUCUGGCCAAGCCCCGUCUCUCCCCUGCUGUGAACGGGAAGAACGGGGGCGGCUCCGCCUCCUACGGUCCCCCCGCCCGACCACAACCACAACCACAACCACAACCGCCCCCUCCCAGAACCAACGGCUCUGUGGCCCUGGAGGUGCUCGCGCAGGAGAGCGGGUCCGGACCUCCCAACGGCAUUCCCAAACCCAGCCAGAACGGGGUGCACCAGUCCAACGGCAUCAAACACUCAGAGCCGGCCUCCCCCAAAGUAUUUGGCACGGGCAGCGUUCAAACAACGUUUCACUCGACGUUUCAGACUGCAGGGAGCAGCACAGCCAGCCCUGCCGUAGAAACCCAGCCCAGAACAAACCUGUCUGUGGUCAGCAGGCCUAGCAAAGAGACGCCCCCAGCCCCCGCACACCCCUCCCAGGCGGACCAUCCUCUGGACCAGAACUCUGCUCUCAAAGACAUCCUCCUACAUUCCUCCGCCCCCAGCAAGCUACCCUCCACCCAGGACUCCAGGGCUCAGACUCAGCAACACGCUCCUCACUCUACCGGCAGCCCCGCGUCGGGCUCCAAGGCCCAGCCGGAGGGCAGCGAGGCCCGUAGAGACCCCAGCACCUCGUCUCACGGCUCUGCCUCUGCAGAGAGCCUCGGUUCCCCCACUGUGACCCACAGAGCGAACGUCUUCUUCGGCCCCGAGCCGGCCCCCGCUACAGCCCAUCCUCCCGCCACCGUCUCUCGUGAGAAGGACCCGGCCGACAGCGGGAAGAACACUUGGACGAGCGAGGCGAAGAGCGACGGGCAGGCGGAGCUCCGAGAGAACGGCUCCGGCAAGGCCGGCGGGAGAGACGGGCAGAGCACGCUGGAGAAGCAGAGGCACCCCUCCAGAGACGGCGACCACCUGCCCUUCUCCCCGGCCAAGGACCGGGGCAAGAGCCCGGAGAGGCACCGGUCGCGCCGGGACCGGGAGCGGAGCUGGGAGCGGGAGAGGAGCUGGGACCGGCACGCUCACAGACGCCAAAGAGAGCACCGCGGCCACCGCGACCGGUCGCGCAGCUGGGACCGGCACCACCGCGACCGGGAGGCCGAGCGCCGCUGGGACCGGCACAGCCACCGGUACCGCGACGGCCGGCACCGGGACCGGAGACGCCCGUCCCCCGACCCACCGCGCAGCCGCUGGAGGAGGCCCGAGGAGGCCCGGGAGAGGGGGCACCACAGACACUCGCCCUCAGACACGCCCCCGCCCGCCCGCGGCCACAGGGCCGACUCCGACAGGAAGCAGCACCACUGGGACAGGCAGUCGGAGGAGAGACGGGCCAAGAAACACAAAAAGUCCAAGAAGAAGAAGAAGACGAAAGACAAGGACCGGGAGCACUGGAGCCCAGACCCUGAGAACUCUGAGCGGAACCAGGACAGCAGUGCGUGGAAACACAAGAAGAAGAGGAAGAGAGGGCGUGAGGAGCUGGACUGUGAGAAAUCCCGUAGAGACAGCGACAGCGACCGGGCGAGUCACAAACGCCACUGCGACCGAGAGGAGCCGCGGCACUCUGAGAACGGCCUUUCCCACAAUGCACCUCACCUCAGCAUGCACACAGGUAACGGGCUGUCUCAGUCCAACGGGACUGCUUAUCCAGGCUGUGUGAAUGGUCUGGAGGGUGAGACAAGCCAGGGAGACACUAACUGCGGAGAGUCAGUGCUUUUUUACCAGGCUGGACAUUACAGGGAUGAAGCCUCCGCAGCAAGUGUGUCUAAGGCGUCCGUUUCUCUGGGAGCGUGUGGAGCGCCUGUGAGCGGUUUGUUCCACAGGGACCUGGCUCAUUAAUGAAAAUGAAAACGGGCAGUGGAGGAAAAGGUCUUCACUCUCAGUCCAGACCUGGAUGGGGAAAGAAGCCUUUCUUUAAGAACAGAGAAUUUCAACAGCGAAAGAAUGAGACCCUGGAUAUUGCAAGUGGUGCUUUAUUCAUCUGGAAUACCUUCUCUUUUUCCACAGAAGAGUUUUUAAUUCUUUUAUAUGCUCAAUUUUUUUUUUUUUUUUUAAUGUCACUCUUCGGUGGUGAAAACUAACAUGUUGGAAAUCUAAAGUAUAGAAUUUAAAUAUUUAAUUAAACAUAGUAAUAAAAGAAGGAGCCUGGAGCUUAACAUCUCAACUGCUGCUCUGUCAUAGACUCAGGACUUUCUCACGUUUAAAUGACUAUUUCACUUCUGAGGAUUAACGGAAAUAUUUAAGCUUUUUCAUAAGAGGAGCUAAACUGUAAUACUUUGUCAUUCAGCUGCAAGUUGUGAUGUCAGCAUAUCUGCAGAAUAUUGACUCAAAACCGCAGAUUGAACUGGCUGUAGUGUUGUGCGCCCCAAUGCCGCAGUUAUAAGCCUGGACAGACUUGAGAUCUUUUUUUUGACAUUCUUAUUUUCUCUAAAGCCUACGGUUCCAGUAGCCGCUCACUGGAAAGGAUCCAUUGGCGUUCAUUUCUCACCGAACAAGGAUUUCCAUUAAGAAAAAUCUAGUCAUUUAUCAUGUUUGCUCAUGAAACAGAAUGAUUUGCUUUAAAAAAAAAAAAAAUCACGUUGAGUUUCUCGCUUCCUAAGAAAAAUACUGUGAAUUUAAUUUGAACUGUACUAUCAGUUAUUUUUAUACAUAAACAGUCCUGUAUCAGGAAUACCAAUAGAUAUGUGUUUUUUCUGUUUUAAUAAAUUUCCUCCACAUAGUUCAGACUGUGUAUUAUGGACAUUGCUCAUGAAAAUGGGUAUGGGUUGUGUUUUUUUCUACUUCAAAAAGAAAACAAAUGGUGAAUGAAAUUCUACCCUAGGUUGUACUGUAGCAUGUAACAUUUAUAAAUUGUAAAAACAUAUAAAGAAAAAGCCUUAAAAAUACAUGUCAUUGUUUCUAAUUGUAAUUUUCUUUUCUCUGGAGUUAUCAUAUUAUCUGGGACAAAUGCUGAUGAAUAAACAUGUACAUUUUGAUGGGGGCGAUAUUUGCCUGUGUAAGACAUGGGAUAUUUCCCAGCACAGUGAGCCAGUUGGUAUAUGGUACUCCUGUGUAUGUGGUACACUUAAAUGAUAUCUGAUAAUGCUCAUCUGCAUUACUUCGUGAUUCGUUUUUUUCCUUUGUUUCAAAAAUGCGAAAAGGUGCAAAUUAUACUCUUCUUCCACUGUG